AUGCGGAGUACCGAUCGGGUUUCCGAUGAAAGCAGUAAAUUGUGUGUUUCGAGAGACAAACAGCAACUCUUAACAGAGUCCCCAUGUGUUUGUUGUGACUGCUGUCAGACCGAGUGUGCGAACAGCAUCGACACGCACGUGGUGGUGGCCGGGGAGCGGAUGCGAACCAAACCUCUGAUUCCUGAGAUGUGUUUCACCACCACCACAGAGGACGACGCCGAGUGUGAAGAGCAGCCGCUCACUCCUCGUCUGGAAGAAGAUGGAACCAGUCUCCUCAUCAGCUGCUCACAGUGCAGCGUGAGAGUUCAUGCAUCCUGUUACGGUGUCGAUCCAGCCAGUGUGAACAAGGAGUGGAAGUGUGCACGCUGCAAGGCCAACGCCAUGACUGAGAAUUGCUGCCUGUGUUCAUUGAGGGGCGGAGCUUUGCAGAAAGCCAACAAUAACAAGUGGGUCCACGUGCUGUGUGCGGUUGCUGUGCUGGAGGCACGCUUUGUCAACAUCACAGAAAGAAGUCCUGUGGACUUGAGUGGGAUCCCACUGCAGAGAUUCAAACUGAAAUGUUACUACUGUAAGAAGCGGAUGAAGAAGGCGUCUGGCUGUUGCGUGCAGUGCUCUCACGGGCGCUGCCCCACCGCCUAUCACCCCACCUGUGCACAGGCCGCCGGGGUGCUGAUGCAGCCAGACGAAUGGCCGUUUGUGGUUCACGUUACCUGCUGCCGACACAAAGGUCCCGCUCAGAUUGAGGUAAAAACAAACGUUAUUUUAUAUCCCAAACUUCCCCAAACAUCAGAUUGA
Molecule: messenger RNA, 795 nt
Organism: Neolamprologus brichardi
Lineage: Eukaryota; Metazoa; Chordata; Actinopteri; Cichliformes; Cichlidae
Source: RefSeq, a predicted model, not a curated record